AUGUUGCAGUUUUCGAUUCACCGAGGGAGGAAUCUGAGGGGUUUGAGCUGCAGAGUUUUUGGAAUUGCGAGUUCUCAGUUCUCAUCUACUGCUGCUGCUGAAACUUCGUCUUGGAGGAAUCGGAAUUCGCUGAGGAUUCCAAACUUGAUCGGUGGCAAAUUUGUAGACUCACAGUCAUCAGAAUCUGUAGAUGUGAUAAAUCCAGCAACCCAAGAAGUGGUUUCUCAGAUACCGCUAACUACUCAGGAGGAGUUCAAAUCAGCUGUAUCAGCAGCAAGAGAUACCUUCCCUUCAUGGCGCAAUACGCCAAUCACAACCCGGCAGCGAAUUAUGUUCAAGUUUCAAGAUCUUAUUCGGAAAAAUAUGGACAAGCUGGCCCAAAAUAUAACCACAGAACAGGGAAAGACUUUGAAAGAUGCUCAAGGGGAUGUUUUCCGGGGGCUAGAGGUGGUGGAACAUGCAUGUGGCAUGGCAACUCUGCAGAUGGGAGAAUACGUCUCCAAUGUGUCAAAUGGAAUCGAUACCUACAGCAUUAGGGAGCCGCUCGGUGUUUGUGCUGGGAUCUGUCCAUUUAACUUCCCAGCAAUGAUUCCUUUGUGGAUGUUUCCUGUUGCCGUCACAUGUGGAAACACCUUCGUUCUUAAGCCCUCUGAGAAAGAUCCAGGGGCUUCCAUGAUCCUGGCAGAACUGGCUAUUGAAGCUGGUUUACCUGAUGGUGUUCUUAACGUUGUUCAUGGAACUCAUGACAUAGUGAAUGCUAUAUGUGAUGAUGAUGAUAUAAAAGCCAUAUCAUUUGUUGGAUCAAACACUGCUGGUAUGCAUAUUUAUGCGAGGGGAUCAGCCAAAGGAAAGCGUGUUCAGUCAAAUAUGGGAGCCAAGAACCAUGGAAUUGUCCUGCCUGAUGCGAAUGUUGAUGCUACUCUAAAUGCUUUAGUUGCAGCUGGUUUUGGUGCUGCCGGGCAGAGAUGUAUGGCACUGAGCACCGUAGUUUUUGUUGGAGACUCAAAAUCAUGGGAAGAAAAGCUUGUGGAGCGAGCUAAAUCCCUUAAAGUGAAUGCUGGAAUACAUCCUGAUGCAGAUCUUGGGCCUGUCAUUAGUAAGCAGGCAAAAGAAAGAAUAUGCAGAUUGGUCCAAAGUGGUGUCGAUAGUGGCGCAAGAUUGGUGCUUGAUGGAAGAGACAUUGUGGUUCCUGGUUACGAACAAGGAAACUUUGUUGGUCCCACCGUCUUGUCUGACGUCACUCCUGAUAUGGAAUGUUAUAAGGAGGAGAUAUUUGGCCCUGUUCUCAUUUGCAUGCAGGCUGACAGCUUGGACGAGGCAAUAAGCAUUGUUAACAAAAACAAAUAUGGUAAUGGUGCUGCGAUAUUUACUACAUCUGGUGCUGCUGCAAGGAAAUUUCAGACUGAGAUUGAGGCCGGCCAGGUUGGCAUCAAUGUACCCAUCCCAGUUCCGUUACCCUUCUUCUCAUUCACUGGAUCCAAGGCAUCGUUUGCAGGAGAUCUCAAUUUUUAUGGCAAGGCCGGGGUUCAAUUUUACACACAGAUCAAGACCGUGACUCAACAAUGGAAAGACUUGCCCAGUGGUAUAUCUCUGGCAAUGCCAACUUCACAGAAGUCAUGA
Oldenlandia corymbosa var. corymbosa is the source of this 1620-nucleotide messenger RNA. Lineage: Eukaryota; Viridiplantae; Streptophyta; Magnoliopsida; Gentianales; Rubiaceae. The record is from the annotation of a GenBank genome assembly.